Gorilla gorilla gorilla (western lowland gorilla) is the source of this 742-nucleotide messenger RNA. It is a transcript of the gene SSR4, whose product is annotated as signal sequence receptor subunit 4. NCBI's taxonomy places the organism in Eukaryota, Metazoa, Chordata, Mammalia, Primates, Hominidae. The record is from RefSeq and is a predicted model, not a curated record. Bases 122 to 676 code for a protein of 184 amino acids. Gene Ontology annotation, cellular component: endoplasmic reticulum; membrane; endomembrane system. The transcript is spliced from 7 exons.
CGAUUCCCACGCCCCCUUCCGGCGUCUAGAGCGCCGCUGCCGCCAUGUUGAGCGGGGGACCGCGACCAGCUGGGCCCCUGGCUCAGGGAGGGGCCACGUCAGUGCUGCCAGAGACGUCACAAUGCCGGCCCAGCCCUUCGGCAGAGAAGAGGCGAUGGCGGCGAUGGCAUCUCUCGGCGCCCUGGCGCUGCUCCUGCUGUCCAGCCUCUCCCGCUGCUCAGCCGAGGCCUGCCUGGAGCCCCAGAUCACCCCUUCCUACUACACCACUUCUGACGCUGUCAUUUCCACCGAGACCGUCUUCAUUGUGGAGAUCUCCCUGACAUGCAAGAACAGGGUCCAGAACAUGGCUCUCUAUGCUGACGUCGGUGGAAAACAAUUCCCUGUCACUCGAGGCCAGGAUGUGGGGCGUUAUCAGGUGUCCUGGAGCCUGGACCACAAGAGCGCCCACGCAGGCACCUAUGAGGUUAGAUUCUUCGACGAGGAGUCCUACAGCCUCCUCAGGAAGGCUCAGAGGAAUAACGAGGACAUUUCCAUCAUCCCGCCUCUGUUUACAGUCAGCGUGGACCAUCGGGGCACUUGGAAUGGGCCCUGGGUGUCCACUGAGGUGCUGGCUGUGGCGAUUGGCCUUGUGAUCUACUACUUGGCCUUCAGUGCGAAGAGCCACAUCCAGGCCUGAGGGCGGCACCCCAGCCCUGCCCUUGCUUCCUUCAAUAAACAUCACAGGACCUGGGACUGCACAGGA